Molecule: messenger RNA, 633 nt
Organism: Mus caroli (Ryukyu mouse)
Lineage: Eukaryota; Metazoa; Chordata; Mammalia; Rodentia; Muridae
Source: RefSeq, a predicted model, not a curated record
AUGUCCUGUCAGCAGAGCCAGCAACAGUGCCAGCCCCCUCCCAAAUGCAAGACCCCAAAGUGCCCUCCGACUUCUUCCUGCUGUAGCCUGGGUUCUGGGGGCUGCUGUGGUUCCAGCUCCGGGGGCUGCUGCAGCUCUGGAUCUGGUGGCUGCUGUCUGAGCCACCACAAGCCCCGAUUCUCUCUCCGUCGCCGACGUCACAGCUCUGGAUGCUGUAGCAGCGGUGGCAGCAGUUGCUGUGGCAGCAGCAGCGGUGGCAGCAGUUGCUGUGGCAGCAGCAGCGGUGGCAGCAGUUGCUGUGGCAGCAGCAGCGGUGGCAGCAGUUGCUGUGGCAGCAGUGGUGGCAGCAGCGGUGGCAGCAGUUGCUGUNGCAGCAGCGGUGGCAGCAGUUGCUGUGGCAGCAGCAGCGGUGGCAGCAGUUGCUGUGGCAGCAGUGGUGGCAGCAGCGGUGGCAGCAGUUGCUGUGGCAGCAGCAGUGGUGGCAGCAGUUGCUGUGGCAGCAGUAGUGGCAGCAGCAGUGGCAGCAGCAGCUGCUGUGGUAGCAGUGGGGGCAGCAGUGGUGACAGCAGCAGUGGCAGCAACAGCCAUCAGCAGUCUGGGGGCUCUAGCUGCUGCUCUGGAGGUUGCUGCUGA